AACAUCGAAGAGCUGAGCCACUGCUUUGGAAGUGGGAGCUGGUGGCCGCUGGAGCCGGAGAGGGGGAUUUUCGUCUUGCUAAGGCUUCUGAAAAGAGAAUUAUGAGCUUCAGUGAAAGGUAUCAGAAAUCAGUAGAUGUAAACUACUGCAAGAAAUUGCAUGUCGAGUCACUAAGAAAGAUACAGAAUCAAGUCAGGGACCAAAUGGUGCGGAACGAAAAUGAUGAUCGCGUGGAGCGCAAGAGAUUCCUCAGAUUAUUACAGAAUGAACAAUUUGAAUUGGAUAUGGAGGAGGCCAUUCAAAAGGCAGAAGAAAACAAAAGAUUGAGGGAACUUCAGAUUGAACAAGAAGAAAAACUGGCUAUGGAACUGGCAAAACUAAAACAUGAAAGUCUAAAGGAUGAAAAGAUGAGGCAACAAGUAAGAGAAAACAGUAUUGAGCUCAGAGAAUUGGAGAAGAAAUUAAAAGCAGCUUACAUGAAUAAAGAAAGAGCAGCUCAGAUCGCAGAAAAGGAUGCCAUUAAACAUGAGCAGAUGAAACGUGAUGCUGAAAUAGCCAAAACCAUGAUGGAAGAACAUGAGAGAGCCAUGAAGGAAGAGAAUGCUGCAGAGGACAAACGGAAUAAAGUAAAAGCACAGUAUUAUCUUGACUUGGAGAAACAACUUGAAGAACAAGAAAGGAAAAAGCAGGAAGCCUAUGAGCAGUUACUGAAAGAGAAACUCAUGAUUGAUGAAAUUGUUAGGAAAAUCUAUGAAGAAGACCAGUUGGAAAGACAACAAAGGUUAGAAAAAAUGAAUGUAACUCGAAGGUACAUAGAAGAGUUUCAGAAAGAACAGGCUCUCUGGAGAAAGAAGAAACGUGAGGAGAUGGAAGAAGAAAACAGAAAAAUAAUAGAGUUUGCCAACAUGCAACAACAAAGAGAAGAAGAUCGAAUGGCAAAAGUUCGAGAGAAUGAGGAAAAAAGGCUGCAGCUUCAGAAUAUGCUGACUCAGAGAUUGGAAGAAAUGCUGCAGCAACGUGAAGAUUUGGAACAAGUGAGACAAGAAUUAUACCAGGAAGAACAAGCUGAAAUACAUAAGAUGAAACUAAAAGAGGAAGCAGAAGAGAAAUCAAGAAAGCAAAAGGAGUUGAAACAAGAUUUUCUAGAACAAAUGGCCCUGAAGGAACUAGUACUCCAGGCUGCGAAAGAGGAAGAGGAGAACUUUAGAAAAGCUAUGCUAGCUAAGCUUGCUGAGGAUGACCGGAUAGAACUGAUGAAUGCUCAGAAACAAAGAAUGAAGCAGCUAGAACACAGGAGGGCUGUGGAAAAACUUAUUGAAGAGCGUCGCAACCAGUUCCUUGCAGACAAACAACACGACCUGGAAGAAUGGCAGUUGCAGCAAAGACGACAAGGGUGUAUUAAUGCAAUUAUUGAAGAAGAAAGACUAAAACUCCUCAAAGAACAUGCUACUAAGUUACUAGGCUAUCUCCCUAAGGGAGUAUUUAAAAAGGGAGAUGAUAUCAAUAUGCUUGGUGAAGAGUUUAGAAAAGUCUAUCAGAAAAGGAGCGAACUUUGUGAAGGGAAGUGAUACCAUCAAGAUGUGGUAAAACCUGGAUUGUUUUGUUUUCACCACUAGAUGUCAGUGUGCCUUUUGUUUCACAGGUCAGUGAUAGACUACAAUCUAUUUGGAUUUUCUAUCUCUGUAUUUCAUCAUUUGUAAACAAUUAUCUAUAAGAAAAUGUUUAUUUUCUGACUAAAUGGCAGUAUACAGUUAAUUCCUGUUAGUUAAAUUCUUAUUCUUGGACUGAUCAAGUGAAGACCUGAGUUACAUACCACAUUACAACAUUCUCUCUAUAUAAAUCCAUUAGAGGCCAAACCCGGGAGACUAACUUCUCCACACUACUCCUGCUGCUCGGAGCUUUUUCUGCAUCUCCAUUCAGACUACAGUUCUGUUGGUAUUUGUGUUUUGGGAAAGCAUCUUUUUCUUUCUACUAUAAGGGAAAAGAAUAGUAAAGAGUGAGGAAUUUCAAAGUGAUUUAUUGUCAAUAAGAACUUAGAAAUUCUCUUUUUAUCACAUAAACUGUCAUUUACGAACUAAAAUUAAAUCUCCAGAUCAUUAAAAUACUUUAGAUUUGGGGGAUACAAAAUUGAUAUGUGAUUAUUAGAAAAUUGUGACCCACUUGCCCUUUACUAUAAUAUAAACAGGAAAUUUGUUGCAA
This is a messenger RNA of Suricata suricatta (meerkat), 2199 nucleotides long. It is a transcript of the gene MNS1, whose product is annotated as meiosis specific nuclear structural 1. The record is from RefSeq and is a predicted model, not a curated record. Gene Ontology annotation, biological process: cilium organization. The transcript has 10 exons. NCBI's taxonomy places the organism in Eukaryota, Metazoa, Chordata, Mammalia, Carnivora, Herpestidae. Gene Ontology annotation, cellular component: motile cilium. Bases 102 to 1568 code for a protein of 488 amino acids.